AGGGCGCUGUUGUGGCGACGUCGUGGUGAUGGUCCAGCGAAGGCGGGGCGCUCUGACGUCUCUUCCUCCGCCUCUGAGGGGAAAGCGAGAGCAAGAGAGAGGGAAGAGCUGCCCCUGGCUGAACAUGCAUCAAGGCGGGAGCGCGGCGACGAAGAAGCUGAGGCGCGGCUAGGCCCGGCCUGCCUGCUUGCCUGCCUGCGGGGGCCCAGCAUGAGCGGCCAGCCGGGCCCCCGCGUGGCCGUGAAGAUGGAGGUGGCCCCCUUCUACGGCGAGGACGGGCUGGAGCUGCUCCCGGACUUCGUGCAGCUGCCGCCGGGCUUCAACGGAGAGGCGGCAGCGGCGGAGGAGAGCGGCGCCCAGCAGCAACAGAAGCUGCUCCUUGUGGGGGCCAAGAAGGCGCCGCCGCGGACCGCGCCGCAGGGGCCUGAGGGGAGCCUGCUGAAGCUGCCAGGGGCGGCCUCGGACUUGGAGCAGCUGCUCCUCCCGGGCCUGCCUUCCCCAACGAGUCCUGGCAGUAGCGGGGCGCCCGCUUCGGCCUUCUUGUUCCGGCCUCCGCCUCCCUCCGCGCCCCCUCCUCCUCCCCCUCCUUCGGCGGUGACCCAGGAGCAGGAGGGCUUCGCCGACGGCUUCGUCAAGGCCUUGGCCGACCUCCACAAGCAGAACCAGCUCCUCGGCGUCUCUCCCGCCCCGCUGUCGCCUUCCCUGUGCCCGCCGCCGCCGCGCCAGGAGGCAGUCUACACCACUCUGGGCGCCUUCGACCCGGGCAGCCCUGCUCCGUCGGGAGUAACGACGGCCUCGGCGCCGUCCUCCGCCUUCUUCUCCCGGAGGGCGCUGGAGGAGCCGCAGACCGUGCCCGAGGCCUCUCCGGGGAUCCCGCCGGCGCCGCCUCCUCCCCUCCCGCUCUCCUCAGGGGACUCCCCUCCGCCGCCUUCAGCCUCCUUAUCCCCGCUGGACGCCGAGAGCCAGGAGCGGCUCAAGGCCGAGCGCAAGCGGCUCCGCAACCGCAUCGCGGCCUCUAAAUGCCGGCGGAGGAAGCUGGAGCGCAUUGCCCGCCUGGAGGAGAAAGUGAAGGCGCUGAAGGGGCAGAACGCGGAGCUGGCCGCCACCGCCAGCCUCCUCCGCGCCCAGGUGGCGCAGCUCCAAGGCCGCGUCCGGAGCCACCUCUCCAGCGGGUGUCCCAUCAACGCCACCGGGCCCGGGCCAGAGGCGCCCGCCGCCGAGGCCGAGGCCUGCUGAAGCCUCCCUCCAGUCAGAGCGCCAAGGAUGGAGGAAAGAAAGGCCCACCCACCCUCGAUGGGCUCUAAAGGGCCACCCAGGCCUCUCAGGAGUUAGGGAAGGCAAGAGGAAAGGGGCCUGCUCUUCUGCACAGGCCUUUGGGUGCUUCUGUGGACCUGCCAGAAUCCUAACGUUGGAAGAGAUCUCAUGGGCCAUCCAGUCCAACCCCUUGCCAAGAAGCAGGAAAACCGCAUUCAAAGCAUUCCAACAUCUAGCCUGUGUUUGAAAGCCUCCAAAGAAGGAGAGGAAGAAGGAACUGGGUUGCUGCAUCCCGACAGAUAGCCACCCAGCCUCUGUUUAAAAGCCUCCAAGGAAGGAACUGGGUUGCUGUGAGUUUUCCGGGCUGUCUGGCCAUGUUCCUGAAACAUUAUCUUGUGACCUUUCGCCCACAUCCGUUGUUGAGGUCUAUUGGAAACUAGGCAAGGCAGGUUUACAUAUUCAGAAGGAACUCUGAAGAGGAAGAAGAAACUCCCCUGGAGUCACAGCACCCCCCUGUUCUGUGCUUAACAGUUUCAAACUGGUGUCAAAAAAGUAUUUUCGCUCUGCAUACACAUUCCCCAAGGGUGGUUGGUUGGUUACUCACACCACUGGUGUGGAUCACUCCUCAAGAGAGAGAAAGGGGCAAUAGGCAGUUUUUAAAAAAUAUUAUUUUUACACAAUUUUUUUUCGUGUUGAGAAACUGCAUAUCGUUUCUGGUGUGAGAGAAUUGGCCGUCUGUAAGGACGUUGCUCAGGAGGAUACCUGGAUGUUUCUGUGGGAGGCUUCUCUAAUGGGAAGCUGGAGCUGGCAGAUAGGAGUUCACCCCACUCCCCGGAUUCGAACCGCCAACCUGUCAGUCAGCAGUCCUGCCAGCACAAGGGUUUAACCCAUUGCGCCACCAGAUUUUGUAACAUGGAUUUUGUUCCUAGUCUUUUGCACAGUUUGUGGGUAAACGCAGUCAUGGUUUCCUCUAGUCUUCAAGAGGGAGAAAGGGGAAAUAGGCAGUUCUAAAGAAAGAUAGGAGAGAGAAAAGCUGUUUUUGCAAAAGCUGCAAUUGAUACACAUGUACACAAGAGACUUCUCACAGAUUUAGUCUGAUCGGAUAUAGAACCACCCAGACAAAUGAGAAGGCAGGUGCUAGCUUUCUAUUCCUGACCUCAAUGCUACAGCAACCUUUUUGAGGAUUUCAAGUAGCCAGCAAGUACUAAGUCAUCCCUCCUUGUUGGGAUGACUUAGUACUUGCUAUUAGCAAAUUACAUUUGAUGUUGUGCAAGCUAGAGUUUGGAAAAGUUACUUUCUUGCGUUGUUGUACCCAGAAUCCUCCAAGUCAUUUCCUAAUUGAUUCUAUCAUUAAAAAACAUGGAAAAUGUUUAUUAAAAUGCAAAAAUAAUGUUUCCGUGGGACAUAAUGCAGCACAUUUUGUCCUAGUUUUUCAAUGAAUAUUUCAUUGAGUCUCAACCCAUUCAACAUAGUUUGUAGCCACAAAAAACAAAGUUUCUGGAGUAUAACAAUGACUUUCAAAGUAAGGACUGCACAAUUAAACAGGAAAUAACACUUUCAAAACAGAUUUUUUUCCCAAAUCUUGUGACAUAGAGUCUCAUCCAUUCCAGAAAGACACUAUUCCCAAGUACUGUACUGUUCAGUCAUCAAACUACUCUUCGCAGACAUCGCCAAAAAUCCCUGCAGUGACAACAGUGGUUAUAGGUUUUGAGGGAAAAUGUGCAGGGGUCAAACUGGGCUGAUGGCUGCCAUUCCAGUGGUCCCCGGUUAUGUCAGGUAGCCGCCUGGAGUGUCGUUUCUGCUGCUUGUGAUCUUGAAAAGGCUCCAGUUUGGAAAACGUGCUGGCUGUUUUUCUUUGCUUGCCUUGGACCUACUUUUCACAGAAAAGCUUUGCUGAUCAGUCACACACACAAAUGCAUAUUAUUGCUGAAAGUCCAAAGAUUGCUUCAGAGAUGCCACCUGAGCUAACAGUGUGAAUAGAAGUUAUCUUUGUUAAAGACUUUUUACAUUUUAGAGAUUCCUGAAUUGUAUUGUAUUGUUUGGGUUUUUUUGGUGGAAGGUGGAUAGAUGAUAAGUCUUUUUCCAUUUGCAAAAAUUCCCAGGGAUUGUUGCAAAUGCCAGUAUUUAGGGACCUGCAGUCUUAUUAUUGAUUCUUUUCCUUUUGAAGUAAAGGAGUACAUUUUUUUCAAAAGACAGAGUAUAAAGUGUCUGAUAAGCACUUGUAUGUCAGACAAAUUGCUAGGCUUUUCAACUGAUCAUUAAUAUUUUCAACAGAUAACAGUCCCUGCAGUUUUGCAUUUGGAAAACUUUGUGAAAUAUUUCUCAAGAAACAGAGAGCUCUAAUCCAAGACGUCUUGUAUGUGUUAUUUUCCUGUUGUAGAUGUUUCUAAAGUUGCUGAAGGCUUGAGACCCAGCAUUUCAAACAUUUAGGAAUAGGCUGUAUAUAUUAUAGAAGAUGUGGCACUGUAAUUUUUUCUUUGAAGGAGGAAACCGGAAGCCUGGAAAUGGCAAGCUGCAGUGAGAACAGUUUAAAUUGCAGCUUGAUUUCAGUUUUCUGACUUGGUCUAUUAAGAAUGAGCCGUUCUAAAGAUCAGCAGCGGAAAUGGAUGUGCCACAUAAAAAUAUUUAUUUAAGAAUUAGUGUUGUUGGGGAAAAAUUUUUCCUUAGAUUUAUAAGCUCCAUGUUAUUUGUGUGUGUGUGUGUGUGUACGCACCAGAACAACUGAUGGGGCAUUUGUAGGCUUAUUUAUUGAAAUUUAAGAAAGUUUCUGUUUUAUUUUUAUAACAUAGAGGAUGAUUUUUGAAAAUGGUUUUCAAAGAAUGGGUAUCAAUUGCUUUAUCUUUCACUGUGUACAUUCCAGCUUAAAUUGCUCUCUUUGUGGAGUUACAGUGACUUAUGUGCUAUGCAGAAAAAGGCUCAGAUAGGAUUUUCAAGAUUAAACAAUUAAUUCAAUUGUACUAUGUUUUGAAUAACUCAUAGAAAUGUGUAUAAUUGUAUUUUUUCAGAAGAACUGCAUAUAAGCUAUUUUCUUGUUGGUUCACUUGUAAAAUAUUCUAUAGUUCUCAGGGUGGGAGGGGAAAGGGAAUUUUUUAGCAUUUUAACAAACUGUUGAGUUGGAAGUACAGUAUUGGCUGCAUUUUUAAUUUAAAGUGAAAUCAGAAAAGGAACUGUUGUCUGUAAUAUGAUUUGUAUACCUCCAACAAAGUGUGUUAGGAGAGAUGUCCCUCCACCCACUUCAUUGUACAGAAGUAUAGUUUAAAUGCUUCUUCAAAGGCAGCUUUAUUAUGUCCUGUAAUUUGUUUCCAGAUUCCCCUCUUAUGGUCCAUACAACAGAGCUUCUUUGAAAUAUGUAUUUUGCAGAACGAGCUUUUGGCUGAAUGAAUGCAUAUUUUGAAAGGCAGUGGAGAGACAAAAGAUGCAGUUGAAACAGAUAUAUGAAUUAUAUGAACCUGUUUUUAUGUCCAAUAGAACUCACAGCUAAAGUCUUUUUUACUAGGAAUAUUACUUGAGACAUCUCAAAGAAUACAGUGUAGCUGUUUAGGAAUAGAGAAGUAAACCUCUAAGAAUAUUCAAGACAUAUUGACCAGAGCACCUUCCAUUAACCGAAAAUUCUUCCAUUAAUAGUUUAGUUCUGUUGUGUAUUAUUGUUACUGUUUAUGUGUAUGUUGCUUUUUCAUUUGCGGAGUAAAGUUCUCACUUCUCUUCUCAUUUUCCUUCAGCUCUGAGAGUAAACGGAAUUCAUUAUGUGAUUGACAAACGACAUUUUUAAAAACUGAAUACUGCAAAUUUUGAUAGAAGACAAUCCUACAAAAAAUGUCACCAACAUUUUUUCCUAUCCCUUUUUGCUGAUCCUGUUUGAUAAAUUUCUGUUCGUAAUAUUUUCAUAAUUUAUAACAUUUUUCAUGUGGUUGGGAAUAAAGUUGAGAUAGUAAGCAUAGCUCUCAGAUUUUCAUCUGUAACAAAGGUGUUGACCUUCAUAAUCUUAAUUUUGAUAACUGAAUGAUGAGGCAAAGUAGACAGCUUUUAUAAAAGGCAUUAUUCUAUGUGGAGCUAGAGGGGCUACUACAUUUUUGUACAGAGUUCAGAUAACUGAUGUGCCAAAAUGUCAUGGUUAGGAUUCUAUUCUGUUAUUUAAUACUAAGAAAACAAGUUCAGGCUUAGAGAAAUGGGACAGAAUGACCAUAGAAUCAUAGUGGUUAGAGUUGAUUUGUUAUCAUUAUUAUUUUUAUUUACGAGAAUUACGUCUCUUGCAAUAGGCAGGAAAUGCAUUCCACAUCAUUUGGGACCAAAGCAUCAUGUACUUCUUGAAAUAUUUGUAGUCUUUGCACUUUCCAUAGCCUUCCUAAUAAUUUUGCAUCCACUGUCUUUUUUUCAAAUCAUCUCUCCAAAGUAUAUUUUCCAGAAUUUUUUUAACAUAAUUCACUUUAAACAUAGUCCAGUUGUUUGUCUCAAAUUUGUUGAUAUGUUGCUUUUGUCAUUUUAUGAUAGCAGCAACCUGUAUCUUUGAAGACCCUAUUUAAAGAUAGUAUCACUUGUGGCUGAACAUUUUGCUUUAUUAUCAACAAACAUUUUUUUUCUUGUUCCACAGGCUAAUGAGCAUUCACACUUAUUUGAUUAUUUGUUUUCUUAUGCUUUGGCUGUUGAGCUUUAAUUAUCACUUUUAAAUAACUUUAACAGUGAUUCUCAGCCUGUGGGUCCCCCAGAUGUUUUGGCCUUCAGCUCCCUGAAAUCCUAACAGCUGGUAAACUUGCUGGGAUUUCUGGAAAUUGUGGACCAAAACACCUGGGGACCCACAGAUAGAUAGCCACUGCUUUAAAACAAUACUUUUAAAAAAAGGUCUAAGCUUGAAUAGUACUCACCUGCCUCAACUCUUCAUUACUUUCUGAUGAUAUCAGUUGUUUAAGUGGUGUCCUUUGUUGAUUUGCCAUGAAGCCUUCUAACAGAUUGUCUUUGUGGGAUUUUAAAUCAUUUUGCCAUAUAGUGAGAAUUGUCCAUUGGCAGCUGGUUUUCUUGUACAGCCCAUAUAAACACCCAGGUAUUCACAUGGCUGUGUGAUUGAAGGGGCUGACUAAUUUGUUACUAACUUGGUGAGUGAUGAUGUUUGGCAACUCCUACCCGAUGCCUCUUUCAAGCAUAUCGUUUUGUCUCUCCUGGAAGGUUUUGGUCAUUGGGUGGAAGCCUAAGUUCAGGUAUGGACUAACUUGCUGCAGACAAUAGUUUGUAGUGUAGGGCUAGAUAUAAAGGAGUUGUUUAAAAUUAUUUGUAGAGUUCUGUAUGCUUUUUUACAACAAGUUUGUGCUUCAACUGUGAGAAAUCAAUAUUUGGCUUUAAUAUUUCCAUUAAGUAUGAAGGUGCUUUUUCUUUUUAACCAGUGCUGAACUGUUUCCAGGAGUGGAAGGUACAGAUUGUGGUGUUAUAAUUCGGAAGUAUUUGAAAACAAAUCAGUACUAAGUGAUUUCUUUAGGUAUGGGGAAAGAGCCAAAUACUUUUAAGCCUGAUUAAUUAUAGUCAGGGGGUCUUACACAUGUGCUUAACUCUGCCGUUGAAAUCAGUGGGAUAGAAAAACGUUUAACUUUUGCCAGAAAAUCUCCUGGUUCUUUAUAUUACUGCCAGAAUGCAUUUUAAUAAUGCUUUUCUGGAGAGGAGUUGUGAAGCUCAUAUGGGCAUAAGAGAAGCUUAUAAUUUCUUGCUUUCUAUUGCAGAUUUGGAUCCAUCUUUCAUUGCACUGUGUUGGUUAAGACUACUAUUAAAUGUUAAGCUUACCCUAGAAGAGAUAACAUAGCUCACUGGCUACAUGUUUGAUAUAUUGAAUGGUUCUGUUUAGCUGUUAUUUAUAUAUUUUUUAAAUCCUCUUUGAUAAUUGACAACUUAAGCAGACACCUGUCUAAUGCAAAGCAUUUAUUUUAUCACAAAGUAUAAUUUAAUUGAUUACUAAUACACAUGCUUCUAAUCCAGCAUUUGGAUAUUGUCAAAUAAUGACAUGCAGAAGUUAUUUUUAAACCACAUAGCUUAGUGGAAGGACAAUAGUUUCGAUCUAAGACUCCAUAAUUUUUGUGAAUACUUAAUCCUAGAAAUUUUGAAUUGGUAAAGUUGGGAAACUUGGAAUGGAGGGCAGAUCAAACCUUAACUUUGCUGGGAUAAGCAUGAAGGAAAUACUUUCUAAAUUCAAGCUACUUAUAAAGUUUAGCUUGCUGUAUGUUUUCAGUCCAUUUCAUAAAUGCCUUGCCCACAUGAUCAGGGUACUUAAUCAGAGAACCUGUUAUGCUAAGUAAGAAGGAUUUGUUUGAGACAGAGUAUCUGUUUUUUCUGCUUGUAAAGUUUUACACAGAGGAUUUUACCAGCUUUCUCUGGUCAUAGAAUGAGGCCUGUUCUGUAAGGUCAUUGUGAAUAUUGUAUGCUAAAUGUUGUUCUUCAUUUGACAAUGGGGCCAACGUUUAAAUAAUGUUUUGCAUUAUAUCCAGAGUUGACUUGCCAGUAUCCAAUAAUGGAAAUAGCAAUAAUAUAAAAGCUUGCUUCUGGAAGCAAUAGCCCCCAAAAUACUGUGUUCUCAAUAAGUUUUAGGGCAAUUCCAGAUUAUCAUGCAGUAAGCUAUACUAAAUUGCCAUUUAAUAGCUAUGCCUGAUUUGGAGGAAGUAAAGAUUAAUGGUUUUGGGUGUAAAUAUGCUAUUAGAUUACAAUUCCAUUUAUCUCUGACAAUUUCUCAUCGUAACACACAGGACCCUUGAGGCUAGAAUAAGUAAACCACAUGCACACCACUUCAGUGUUUUGAGAGAAGAAUAAACCAAAAGAUGUGAAAGAGAUGUGACCUACUCAUAUAAAAUUAGAGGGCCAAUUUACAACAUUGCUUCUCAUGCUAAAUUUCAUUGAGAUGACACACAUUUUGGGAACUCUGCCAAAACAUUCUGUAUUUCUAAAAGAUUGUUGAGGGAAUCGUUGAUCAUGUAAAUCCCACCAUCACUUUUUUCUCUGCUGAUACCUUAAGCACCACAUUUUGUGUCUGCUAACUAAAUCAUGUAUUAGAUCAUUUCAGAUACAUUCCAUGAAUUAGUCACUAUAAAUAUCCUUUAAAUUCUUUGCAGAAGUGUAUUGGAUUUAACUCAUUGCAUACAGUAUUGUUGUAAGAUUCUUAACUGCUGUGCGAACCGAAGUUCAAUUUAUAUAAAUAAAUCUAUGAUGAGUUGCUAAAGAUACUACAUGACAAAUAUUCAUAAAUAAAUAAAUGUCACUUAAGAUUUUACAUGCUGGCAUUUGCCUAGAAUGUUGCCUUAUGAUAGCUUAUGUGCUGGCAUAGUAGGUAGUAGGUACUCACUGUCGGAAACAUUACUAUAACUUUUAGCAUUAGGCUCUUAAUGAGAAGCAGAUUGGUAGGUUUCUACAAAAUCUACUGUUAAAUCUUUAUAAGGGUCUUAUUAUGGCACACUGCAGAGAGGCUUCCUGUUGGAGGGGAGAAAUCAUUUUUCACCUUUUAAAAAAACCCUGGAAGUUAGUCAAAAGAUUGUGACCACCAGGGUCACCUAGUGAAAUGGGAUUGAAACCUAAUCCAAAACUACCCGACUCAUUUUUUGUCUUGAAUAUGUAAUAACAACAGGUGGUUCUUGCUUAACCUUAUUUAUUUAUGUUAUAUUUCUUUACUGUUCUUACAUACUACUUGAAGUAAGAUUCCUUCAUGUUCUUAAUUAAGAGCAUCCACCCUUUCUCCUGUUUUCUUCAGAAGAGAAAGCACCAUAGUUAGAUUUACAGAGCAGUUGCCUAAUGUGGAGUUUCGAAAGCCUAUGUUUCUCUUAAAAUGAAAUACCCCCCUCUGAUCCCUUCCUUUUUACAAAAAAGGCCAAUGCUAACAAUGCACACAAAGUCUUUCGACAGAGGAAGUGUUAUUUUUAACUUUUACUGAAAUUUUAGAAUAGCAAUUUGUGUAUCCAGCUUGUGAAAAUCCUGUUUCAUAAUGUCCAAGGUGCAGCCACCAGAACAAAAGAAAAAUCUGAAAAUCCCUGAAGGGGAAAAUACAUUGUUGUAUAAAGUUGAGUAGAGUAGGCUCAUUGAAGUAAACUGGAUUUCAGUCACAUUUAGUUCAGUUGGUUUGCUGUAAGUAUGGUGAAGUCUGGAUCCAAUCCACUUAUUUAUUUUUUUAAAGUUAUUUGUGGCCUGGCAUGGACUUCAGUGAGUGUGAAGGAUAAGAUAGAAAGCGCUUCUCAUGCUUCAGAAUUCAGGGGGACGGUUAUGUUAUUGAUUUAGUUGCAUAUUCUUCACAGCCACACAAUUUUUCAUGUAAGAUAUGGGUAGCAGCAUUUUGACAGGUUCCCAAAAGCAGGUGUUUCUCUGAACCACCUGCUUUAGAUAUCUUGGAUAUGUCAGAUUUGAUCUCCAAAAGAUCAAUUGAACUUGAGGAUAAGUGACUCCAUCAUGUGCAAUUGAAUAAGCAUGCAUCUGGAACAUAUCCCUUUUCGUGGCUGUCAGACCAGUACCAUUUGGCAUGGAAUUGAUGUCUAAAAUCUAGGUGAUGCUUUGAUGUAGUCUGUAAAACUAAGGUGUUCACUGUUUUUGUUUUUUGAUCACAGGGGACUUUUUUUUGUAGGAGAGGGAAUGGUUGUAAAUGAUACCUUCACUAGCUCUCUUUUUGAAUUGCUCCCAUCCAGUUAUGGCUUGACUGCUGUGGUUUUGUAGCUCUAACAAUUUAGAAACCCCACACUGAAACAGUCAAGUGAAGUUUUAAUCCAAGUGUUGUCAUGAUGUUGCUACAUUAUUAUUUAUAGUAAAAACCAGAUUGAGAGUAUAUGUUUUUAAGCUGUACAAUUUACCUUCUUAUCUAAUCUUCUGUAAAGGCAAAAUGUUUCUGCAAUUUCUUUAGUGUUAUCAUAAGGCAAAAAAGUAUAGUUUUCAUAAUUUAAAAUAUUGUAUAGUUGUCAAUUAAAUUGCAUAACACACAAGUAAAGAACUUGUGGCCCCCAAAUAUUGUUGGAUCACAAAGUUUAUCAUUAAUCAUGACUAGCUAUGGUGGCUAAGGCAGAUUGGAGAUGAAAUCAAAAUACAUCUGGAGGACCAGAUUUCUUACUCAUCCAACCAUUAAGUCAAAAAAUGAAUGAAUACAGAGGGGUUGCCUUCUCGACUGCCCAGUGGUCCAUUAUGUUGGCGAUGAAGUAGAUUGGUAAUGACUCCAAAACUAACAACUGUAUCAAAGGAGAAAUAAGAGAAAAAGUAGUUGAAGAAAAAAUAGGCAGUGAGAACAAAUGUUUAGUCUCAGUUAAAAGAUUUGAACAGUAGGAUCCUCCAAAAGUCUAUUGGGACCAAUGCUGUUGAGUUUUUUUUUCUCUUAUACAGAUCUGGAUCUAGGAUUGCUGAUGAUGGCACAAAAUUAUUUAGGAUGGGAUCAAAUUGAGCUCUCGAAUUUGGGGGCGGUGCAUAUUUGAAUGGCAAAUGCAAUUCUGUGUAAGUAAAUCUCAUUCAUGAUUUCUGCUUUGCAUUCUUUUGGUGUUUAGCAAGUUUUCAUGUCGAAAAUUUUAAAAGGAGAUGGAAUAUGCGCAAAACACAGGACUUAAUAAAAUGCAUCUGAGCAUGCCCGUUGUGAAAUUCCAGCAAUGCUAUCAAUGAUGUAUAGAGCAAGAAAUUAUUAAAAAUAGAUAAUGCUGACAUAAAAACACUUUUUUAAAAAAAAUUCAGAUGCGUCAACUUAAAUGUACAACUUGGUUUUGUGUUUGUGUGCGUGAUUAAGGAGGUAAAAUGUUAUUCCUCCUUACUUGACUUGUGGUUGAAAGAUAUUCCCAGCUUUUACUGCCAUAUAGCAGUGAAACUUUGUUUUUUUAUUAAUAGAACUUGUGUAUUAUUUUGUACAGUAUAGCAGUUGGAGAUCCUAGGAUGGCAAUUACAAUCCUGCUACCAUUGCAAACUAAUGUGGACCCUUUAGAUCUCCAAAUCUUUGUGUUAAGCACUUAAGACUAAAAGGCGGCUUGCCUUGUAUGUGUAUUCAAGUAGGAUGGCCCUGCAUGCAGUGGCUAACAUGGACAUUUUCUGGUUUUAUCACUUGGUAACUAGGAUGAUUAAUAUAGACUGAAGUGAAUAUUCUUAAAAAGAGGUAUAAGCGUUCUGGAAUGUAGAUCAUUCUUGUGCUGAAACUGUUUACAUGAAAAUAAAGAUUACAUUUAUGACUUUGUAAUCUGCUAUGUGCAAUUUUGUACAUGUGUUAAACUUAAGUUUUAAAAAUACUGUAUGUAUGAAUACUUGACUGAGUAUUUGAUAUAAAUAUCAGAACAUUAAAAUGGCUUUAUAUUCAUAACA
Messenger RNA from Anolis carolinensis (green anole), 11523 nucleotides. RefSeq names its product transcription factor JunD. Lineage: Eukaryota; Metazoa; Chordata; Lepidosauria; Squamata; Anolidae. Gene Ontology annotation, cellular component: transcription regulator complex. The coding region runs from base 211 to 1236 and encodes 341 amino acids. The transcript has a single exon. The record is from RefSeq and is a predicted model, not a curated record. Gene Ontology annotation, molecular function: RNA polymerase II cis-regulatory region sequence-specific DNA binding; DNA-binding transcription factor activity, RNA polymerase II-specific; transcription factor binding. Gene Ontology annotation, biological process: regulation of cell population proliferation; regulation of cell cycle; regulation of transcription by RNA polymerase II.